Nymphalis io (European peacock) is the source of this 1440-nucleotide messenger RNA. RefSeq lists its product as uncharacterized. Gene Ontology annotation, cellular component: endoplasmic reticulum; membrane. Bases 90 to 1409 code for a protein of 439 amino acids. Gene Ontology annotation, molecular function: glucosaminyl-phosphatidylinositol O-acyltransferase activity. The transcript has a single exon. Gene Ontology annotation, biological process: protein localization to plasma membrane; GPI anchor biosynthetic process. The record is from RefSeq and is a predicted model, not a curated record. Lineage: Eukaryota; Metazoa; Arthropoda; Insecta; Lepidoptera; Nymphalidae.
CAUACGUUAUGUUUAGAAAACAAAAUAGUUAAAAAUUAAAUCAUUAGCUACAAGUCUAUAUAAGUCUUCUAUAAGUACAAUUUGUUAUAAUGAAUAGUACUCAAUACAAAGAAUACCAUGAGUCAUUCAUGCUUAACAACAAUGGAUCGACUGCGGUGCAUACCUGCUUGUGUAUAUAUUUUACCUUACAAUGUGCCAUGUUGUGUGUAAUCAAACAAAUAAGAAAUAAUACAAAUAGAUAUAUUAGUGAAUAUUUAAUAAUUAUCCUUCCUAUGAUAUUAGCGCACACAGUUUUUUCAGAUUAUAUUUAUGAACUGAACAUUGCUGUUUUCAUUUUAUUAAUGUAUGAAAUAGCUAAAAACUACGACAAGUUAGACGUUCACAAAACCUUGUCAUCUAGUAAUGUUUAUUUAAAUAAUAAAAUAUAUUUAAUAACAUGUCUAAGAGGCUUGACAUAUCUGAUUACUGGACUUUGCAUAUUAGCUGUGGAUUUUAAGGAUUUCCCACGACAUUUGGCUAAAACUGAAAACUACGGUUAUAGUUUAAUGGACACUGGAGUCGGUCUUUUUGUUCUAAUAAGUGGCCUUGUACACAAAGAUGUCAACAAAAAUAAUUAUCAGACUGUAUUGAAGAGUAACACUAAAUUUGUAUUGAUACUUUUGUUACUAGGUAUAGCAAGAUAUUUCUCCGUUAAGCAAUUAGAUUAUCAAGUACAUAUAUCAGAAUAUGGAGUGCAUUGGAAUUUCUUUUUCACUCUUGCAAUAUGUAAACUUUUUUCAACUGUUUUGUUGAUUAUUACUUCACAUGUAUUAGUAUUAUGUAUUAUUGUUAUAAUUGCACAUGAAUUAUUACUAUAUUACGGUGUACAGGAUUGGGUUUUUAGUGACAUUAAAAGAAUUGGUUUUAUAGAUGCCAAUAGAGAAGGUAUAUCUUCAAGCCUUGGUUAUGUUGCUUUAUAUUUAUUUGCAGCUUAUUUAAAAAAGGAAUUAAUUAAAACAUCCUGUAACAGGUAUUGUAUUCUUCGAAACCUUCUGUCAAGUUCUUUUGUUCUACUUAUUAUCACAACUGCUGUUAACAGAAUCAGACCUAUAUCGAGAACCUUGGCUAAUACUGCGUACUGUUCCUAUAUAUCUACAGUACUAACAUUUGGAGUAUUAGUUAUUUAUUUCUUAGAAGUAAUAUUUCAAGGUAAUAAAAAAACGAGCUUUGAAGUACCUCUUAUAUUGGCAGCUAUUAAUAAUAAUGGACUUUUGUAUUUUUUAGUGGCUAAUUUAAGUACGGGUCUUAUAAAUUUAUCUUUACACACAUUCUUAGUAUCAUCACUUACGACAUUUGUUAUAUUGAAUUGUUAUAUGAUAUUUACAAUCUAUAUAACAAUUUAUAUGAAUGAGAAAGGUAUUAAAUUAUAGAAAAUAAUUAAAGCAUAUACUUUUAUAAAUA